GGAGUCACCACAACCAGCAUCAAACGCUCUCAACAAAUAAACCAACAAAAUGACACUAACAGUCUUCCCCCCUUCGACACCAACACCAUCCACCAAAUCACCGAUAUCACCCGCCUCCGCAAACACCAUCGCCCACGAUGCCGAUUCGACACUCCUAACGAUAACCCGCCUUUUUGCGCGCCUGGAAUAUAACCUUCUCAGCAGUACUGCGGAUCUGAGGCCGUUGGUACGAGAUGAGUUUCAGCGGAUGAGGGUGCAGGCUAACAUUGACUACGCGCGCACGGCUCUGAAUACAUUCGAAAAGUCGCUUUCUGGUGUGAAACGUGUUGAUCGGCGGUAUGAGAUUCAGACGGAGGUUGGGAGGAAGAGGCAGACACUGAGGGCGUUGGAGGGUGUGUUGGAGGAGGUUACUGCGCAGGCGGAGGCGCAAGCAAAUCGCGACGAUGAUAUCGAGGAAGAAGAGUACGAGGGGGAAGGGGAAUUGGUGGAUAUAGGUGACAAUGAGGGUGUUGAGAAUGCGCCAGAGACCGCGACGAAGGAUGCGCAACCGCCAUCACCACCGGAACAAGAGCAAGAGGAGGAAGAGACAAGUCGCGGCGACUCUACGAUAACCAAUCCGCCCACGUCGACCCUCCGGAGCCGCAAUCUUCAGCACCAGCACCCAACAGCGACAUCGACUUCUUACCAAACCCAUGACCAACCCCAGCCAACAUCACCGCCGCAACCAGACCGUGCCCAAGCGCAAUCAACAGAACAAUCUCUCUCCACCUCCCGCCUCGAACAUGAAUCCCUCACUGAAUCCCUCCUCUCCCUCGCUACGCAACUGAAGUCCUCCUCCACAUCCUUCCACACCUCGCUCGAAUCUGAGAAAUCCAUGCUGGAUCGCGCUGUAGAUGGGCUCGAUACUACAACGACGAAUAUGGGUGCGGCUGAGAAGCGGAUGGGGACGCUGAGGAGGAUGACGGAGGGCAAGGGGUGGUGGGGACGGAUGAUGCUGUAUGCGUGGAUUCUGGGGUUGUGGCUGGUUGCUAUCUUGAUUGUGUUCUUGGGGCCGAAGUUGCGGUUCUAGAACUUGGAGCGGUUAUUUAUCCUACUAUGUAAUACUGGAAUGUGGAUUAUAUGUACGGAGUACUAGACUACAGAUGCAUUAUUCUACAAUCUCAAACGCUUGCUUUACUAUGACCCAAAGACCGACCGGCAUGACACAUGAGAAGAGGCAUGAUGCGUACUUUGUCGUUCCCGUGCCCAUUGCCCUAUGGCCGUCGUUCUCAAUAGGGAAAAGAAAAGAAGGGAACACGAGAUAAAAGGAAAUGAUGCGUGACAUAAUGAGUUAUACACAAGAUUUGAUGACGAGGGCAGGAUAUCCAGCUUUCAAAUCAGACAGACACAUAAAAGGAAAUACCGGCAGAAUGAGGGUUUGAGGUAACCAAAUCAAAAAGGGAAUCAAGAAAAAGGAAAAAUUUUCACCAAAAAAAAAAAAAAAAAAAAAAAAAAAAAAAAAAAAA
This is a messenger RNA of Aspergillus glaucus CBS 516.65, 1505 nucleotides long. RefSeq lists its product as uncharacterized. Gene Ontology annotation, biological process: retrograde vesicle-mediated transport, Golgi to endoplasmic reticulum. Gene Ontology annotation, molecular function: SNAP receptor activity. The coding region runs from base 50 to 1069 and encodes 339 amino acids. The transcript is spliced from 2 exons. NCBI's taxonomy places the organism in Eukaryota, Fungi, Ascomycota, Eurotiomycetes, Eurotiales, Aspergillaceae. The record is from RefSeq and is a predicted model, not a curated record. Gene Ontology annotation, cellular component: SNARE complex; endoplasmic reticulum.